Racocetra persica is the source of this 3567-nucleotide messenger RNA. The record is from the annotation of a GenBank genome assembly. Lineage: Eukaryota; Fungi; Glomeromycota; Glomeromycetes; Diversisporales; Gigasporaceae.
CUAGAAAUGUUUGAAAAGUCGCUUACAGAUCUCAUUCGUGGUAUCCGCGCAAACAAGAAAAAUGAGCAAAAGUACAUUGCUGCGUGCUUACAGGAGAUCCAUCAAGAAGUAAAGAGUAAUGAUCACGAUGUAAAAGCACUGGCAAUAUCAAAACUGACUUAUCUUCAAAUGCUAGGCUAUGAUAUGUCAUGGGCAUCUUUUCAUGUUGUUGAGGUUAUGUCAUCGGCAAAAUUUUUUCAAAAACUUUCGGGUUACUUGGCGGCCACACAAUCCUUCCGGCAGGAUACAGAUGUAUUAAUGUUAACUACUAAUUUAUUAAAAAAGGAUCUCGCAUCAGGAAAUCACCUUGAGGUCGGUAUAGCUCUUAAUGGACUCUCUCAUAUCGUCACACCAGAUCUUGCUCGUGAUCUUUGUCAGGAUCUUGUUUCAAUGCUUAGUCAUUCUCGUCCUUAUGUGCGAAAAAAAGUGGUGCUUGUUCUUUAUAAACUUUUUCUUAAAUUUCCUGAAGCUUUGAGAUUAAGUUUUCCCCGUUUGAAAGAACGGCUUGAUGAUCCUGAUCCAUCGGUCGUAUGCGCUGUUGUUAAUUUUGGUGCUUUAACACCAUUGGAGCCACGCCUUGCCAAGAAACUUUUACCACCAAUUACACAACAAAUACAAACAACUCAAGCCAUGUCAUUACUAUAUGAAUGUAUACAUACCGUAAUUAUUGGUGAGAUGCUAACGUCGGGUGGAAAUUCAGAUGCUUUGGCUGCAAUGUGUGUCAACAAGUUGAGAAUAUUUCUAGAGGAUCCUGAUCAGAAUUUGAAAUAUGUUGGACUCUUGGCAUUAUCCAAAAUUCUUCCAGCAUAUCCAAAAUUGGUAGCAGAAAACCGUGAUAUUAUUCUAAAAUGUAUUGAUGACCAUGAUAUUAGUAUCCGUUUACGUGCAUUGGACUUAGUUGUUGGCAUGGUUAAUAAAAAAAAUCUUACAGACAUCGUCAAACGCUUGAUGUCGCAUCUUUUACCAUCAAAUAAUAAUAAUGACUCAGGACAUCCACUUCCAUCAACAUUGCUUGAACCAGCUUAUCGAGCAGACAUAAUAAAUCGGAUUAUAUAUAUAUCUGGUGUUAAUGUUGGUGAUCUACUAACAACACAAAUAAUGGAUGUUGGUGUUCGUGUCAAGGGUGUACGGCAAUAUUGUGUAAAGGCAAUGCAAAGGUUGCUAUCAGAUUCUAGUCUUUUGGAAAAUUCUAAAUUUUCAGAAUCUAAUGCUGAAGUGCUUUAUGCUGCUGCUUGGAUAACGGGAGAAUAUUGCAGUUAUCUGGAAACGCCAAUUGAUACCAUUGGAUAUCUUGUUCAGCCUGGUGUCACAAAGCUUUCGCAUAACGUUCAAGCUGUUUAUAUUCAAACUAUUUUGAAAAUAUAUGCACAAUGGACAAACAGUUUGACUUAUAACUGGGAUGAGGAUUCAAAACAGGAAUUAUUGCGGUUUACAGAAAUGAUAAAAGAUAAAAUCUCAAUAUUUUGUUCUAGUACCGAUUUGGAAGUUCAGGAGAGGGCGUACAAUGCACGAGAGAUAUUUUCAAUAAUCCAUCAAAAUUUGACUAUGACACCAGAUAAUUCGUUUGAUAUUAAAAAUGAUAUAUAUACCUCAACCAAUAAAUCUCCUGACGUCAUCCCUGAACUUUAUUCGCUUUUUUUUUCCUAUGAACUUAACCCCGUGGCUCCUAAAGCACAAAAAAAGGUGCCUGUUCCUGAUGGAUUAGACUUAGAUGCAUGGAUUAAUGAACCGUUACCUGAAUCAGAAAACAAUGAGAGUGAAGAAGAGGAAGAAAGUUAUGGGUAUGGAUAUACUCAAAAGUUUGGUGGGAGUGGUGAUUUGAUAUUUUCUAGUGGUAGUGGUACAGCAAUUGGAAGGCGUCGCGGUAGAAAAUCAAGUAAAAAAAAGUACGACAGUGAAGAAGAUGAGGAAAUUAAGGAAAAGCGUCGUAAAGAACGUAUUGAACGUAUCAAGAAUGAUCCAUUUUACAUUAGUAAUACAGGAAAAGAUAUAUUGAAAAAUUCAAAAUCAGAUAGUCUAUCAAAGCGUAUUACGGAAGAAAUUGACGUGGAUUCUAUACCAGUAGUUCGUUUAACAAUGGAUGAAUUUAACUUUAAAAGAGAUAAAAAAAAAUCCAAAAAAUCUAAAGCAUCGAAAAAAGAAGACCGACAUUCACCGCCACUUGCCCCACCGGUUAUUUAUACUGAUAUUGGUGAGAUGCCAGAGAAUGCUACUAUAUCCGAUGAAGAAAAGGAUACUACAAAGACCGGCUAUAACAAUAAUCCUUGGAAUACAAUAUCAAGCAAAACUGGUAUUUUGGAUGUAGAUUUUUCUGGUGUAUCAAAUGUAGACCUGUCAACACCAUUAGGAAAGGAUGAGACAUUUCCACAGGCUGCAGUUUAUCUUGCACCCGAGGAGGUUCGAAGGCGAGAAGAGGAAAGGAUAAGACGAAGAAUUGAAGAAAGACGAAUCAAGCAAGCACAAGAAAGUACAUCUCGGACUAAAAAAAACAAGGACGAAAAACAAAAAGCGAAAGUCUCUUUGGAGGUUACACCAAAAGCAAAAAGUGCAGAAAAUCAUGGUGAACAAUCUUCUAAAUCCAAGAAGACACCCAAGAAAAAACGAGUUGAAGAUACUGAUGAUCGAAAGAAAAAAGGAAAGAAGGACAAAGGAAAGAAACCAAAGAAGAAGAAUUUAACAUCUGAUGGUGCCACAUCAGAACAUAAUAAUGUAGUUGUAGAACCACAUCUAAUUAGCACUGUCCCAAUCAAAUUGGUGGAUUCAGACGAUAUUCAAGUUCUUUAUACGUUAAGAUUAGGUUCUUCUACAGAAGCCAAAAAUGAAGCUCCUAUAAUGAUUGCGGAUUUCACUGUUCGCAAUAAUUGUUCAGACAAAUAUCCCCUUUCUAAAUUGGCAUUCACUUUUGAAUCAACAUCAGACAUUCAAUUUGACAAAGCAUUAAUAGAAAUAGGUGAAUUACAACAUGAUGAGCAGAAAAGUGUGACUAUAGAAUUUAAAGUCAUGGGAAUUGUUGGCGCGGGUUUAAGUGUUUCUGGGAACAUUACGUACGAAAUACAGUCGGAUGAAGAAACAAAGACAAAUUCUGAUAUACCAAUAAGAUUUGAGUUACCUAUGGCAGUAUUCAUGCUAAACAUUCCAAAAAUAACACCAGAAGAGUUUAAGUCGUGUGUUUCCAAAACAGCAGACUUUCCAUUUACUGGAUCAACGUCUAUACGCCUAGAUGCUUCAACUAAUUUAAUUGAACAAUCUUUCCAUAACGAUGUGAUACGAUUAAUAUCAAUGGCAACUGGAACACAUAUUGUUGAGCAAAUCCCAGGCGCUAUAACAAUGUAUGGUAGGAGUGUACAAGGAUAUCAAAUUGCUGGGUUGGCAAAAUUAACUGUUGAAAAAAAUUUAGUGGUAGAAGAAACUGAAAUACCUGGCAGUGCUCAAAAUACAGGAGUUCGCAUUGAACUUAAAUGCACAGACCAGGCAUUCGUUGAUGGUUUAAUUAGAGAGAUUGAUUAUUUGUUUAGAAAAGAUUUGUGA